This is a messenger RNA of Zea mays, 1308 nucleotides long. RefSeq lists its product as uncharacterized. NCBI's taxonomy places the organism in Eukaryota, Viridiplantae, Streptophyta, Magnoliopsida, Poales, Poaceae. Bases 151 to 1164 code for a protein of 337 amino acids. The transcript is spliced from 5 exons. The record is from RefSeq and is marked validated. Gene Ontology annotation, molecular function: ubiquitin protein ligase activity.
ACGAAGACAGAGAGAGCCCUCCGGGCGUCGAUUCCGCCAUACUGCCACCAUUACUGACGCCCCCUCACCGCCUCCGGGCCCAACGAGCAAGCCAGGGAAGGGGAGCCGAGGCCUCGCCUACGCCUAGGCACGCCCCUCCCCCUGCGCGACAUGUCAGGGGACCGCUCGCCCACGGUAGAGCGCCGGCGGGGGAUCCGGCGCCUCCUGCUGCAUCCCCGCGGCGAGGCCUCCUCGUCCUCGCCUCCGCCGCCGGCGCCGGCGCCUGAGGAGGGGAGGCGGAAGGGGUUCGCCACGGCGGCGCUGCGCGGCCUGGGCUGCACGUCGGCGUCCGCGUCGCAGGCGUACGCGCCCGGGGAGGCCGCGGCGGCGGCGGCCGUGCGGUCGUCGGCGGACUGGCAAGGUCGGCGGCGCAGGAGGGGGAGGGACAGGAGGAAGGAGCGUGGCGGGGGCGGAGGAGGAGGCUUCGUCACCGGUGGGAUCGGCGCCGACGUGUGGUGCGCACCCGGCAUACCCUUCGCGGCGGAGGCGUCCUCCGUGAACUGCGUGGUGGCGCGCCACCAGAUGGUGGGGAGGGGCGGCCGCGGCGCCGAGGGGGACAGGUCCCACAGAGAGAGGCCGUGCUUGUCCCGGAGGGUGACCGUGCAGGAGCAGAUAUCCUCGUCCUUCAUGGACUCGCCGCCGCCGCCGCACCUCGAUGCCCCCUUAUUCGGCGCCGAUCUCAUCCCCUCCGGCCGCCUCCGCCGGAUGCGCGGGUGGCGCCACUCCCCCGGAGGACUCGAGGAAGAGAUAAGGAUGUUUCAGACAAGAGUGUUACUGGGAGGAAUGAACAUGUAUGACCGCUACCAGGAUUGGCGCCUUGACGUUGAUAACAUGACAUACGAGGAGUUGCUCGAGCUUGGAGACAAAAUUGGAUAUGUCAACACAGGGUUACGUGACGACGAGAUUACUCGCAACCUUCGGAAGGUCAAGCACCCAUCCUUCAGUUCCUUACGGUUCGCAACAGAAAUGGAAAGAAAAUGCAGCAUUUGCCAAGAAGAAUUUGAAACAAAUGAAGAGAUGGGAAGGCUAGACUGUGGCCAUAGCUACCAUGUGUACUGCAUCAAGCAGUGGCUCUCGCAGAAGAACAUUUGCCCAGUUUGCAAGACUGCCGUCAGCAAGAAUUGAAAUCCAAACUCCAGUCACGCUGUCUGUAGAUCUCGGUGAAAACAGCAAAUUCUGUUGUCCUGUACAGUCCGUUAUAUAUAUUAUUAUUGUAUGAACACAAUCCAUUUGUUUCAUCUUGCAGAAAGAAAAUGCCAUGUUUUGGUC